AUGAGUGAGGAGUUGAUACCAUCAACUGAGCUGUCGUUAUUUGCCGAGCAAUGUCCGUUGGGAGAUGAGUCCCCUACAACGGAAAAUGUCGACAAUGAGUCCGUAGUAAUUUUGGAUAGUGAUGAACAUAAAAUUGAAGAAAUAAAACAGUGGUUACAGCACAAUAUUCCUGAAGAUAUAUGCGUGUCGUGGAAAGAAACUUCAGAAGAUAGAAUUAAAGAACUUGCUAAAUUUGGUAUUAAAGAUAUUUUUAAGGAAUGGCCACGAUAUUUCGAUUCCAAUGGGUACCAGUUGAUUGAUAUUGAUUUUGACACUAUGUUUCCCGGAAAAUCAGAUCUAAUGUUUAACAAAAUUGAAAGCGUUGAGGAAGCAAUAACGAAAGAGCUGUUCCCUUCAUUAAUAAAAGAUAAACUGAACCUGACGUAUUACGACGCCAUGCUUGUUUUUUAUUUAGAUUGCAGGCAUUAUUAUCUUAUAAACUUACUACAUGCAGUAAUAACACCGCCGAGAGUGAAUAAAAACAUAAAGCCCUUCAUUACAGAUGCACAAAUGGAUAUGAUGGUGCAUCUUAUAAAUAUUAAUAACUUUCAGCAAAAACUUGACGAGCUAAAUGAAAGCGCUCACAACGAGGGAUUAACACUGCAACCUAGAGUUUUUGUUGUUGAUGAGAGUCCUCAAAACUUGAAGGAUUUCUAUGUCUGUGUUGACAACAUUAAAUAUAAAGUAGGUAGCUUAAUUAGGGCUAUAGAUUUAGUUGUAAAAAUGUCUUUUGUAUUCAACAUUGAAUAUUCCGUAAAGAGCAAAUAUGUGUGGAUUUUCCUUCAAAGAUAUAUUUAUGAUAUUUCCUCUAAGGAAAAAUUUCCCAAAAUUGAAAAUAUUUUAAACAAGCUAAAUAAUGUUCAAUAAAAAUGCACUUGAAGAAAGACCCACACAUACUUGCUUUAUAUGCGGAAAUGAAUUUAUAUUAUUUGAAAAUCUUUUUAACCAUCUUAAGAUUUUACAUCGAACUCCAAUUACUUUUAAGUAUUUAUGCCUUUAUCAGAAAUGCAAUAGAUAUUUUCAAAACUUGUAUAAGUUUCGAAGUCACGCAAGCAAGCAUGAUUUUAAUUGUAAUCUUAAUGAAAGCAGUGUAGUAGUAGUUGUCACUUUUGUAAACUUUACUCUGUAUAUUCUCAAAUAAAAUAUAUUUUUUAUGAAAAAAGUAAA
Messenger RNA from Zeugodacus cucurbitae (melon fly), 1206 nucleotides. RefSeq lists its product as uncharacterized. NCBI's taxonomy places the organism in Eukaryota, Metazoa, Arthropoda, Insecta, Diptera, Tephritidae. The transcript is spliced from 3 exons. Bases 1 to 906 code for a protein of 301 amino acids. The record is from RefSeq and is a predicted model, not a curated record.